AUGUCCAAAAUGAGUUUACCCCUUAAUCCUAAGCCUUUUCUCAACGGGCUGACAGGAAAGCCGGUGCGGGGGAGCCUGGUCUCCAUAGACGGCUACAUAAAAGUUGCAAAUGCACAAGAAUACAUGAACAGGGCAUUGUCUGGACAUCUGGGUGAAGUUCUAAUACAGUGUGAUAGUGUUCUUUCUAUCAGAGGCAUAAAAGAGGAAGAUGGGGAAAUGAGAGACUAG
Molecule: messenger RNA, 228 nt
Organism: Meriones unguiculatus (Mongolian gerbil)
Lineage: Eukaryota; Metazoa; Chordata; Mammalia; Rodentia; Muridae
Product: small nuclear ribonucleoprotein F-like
Biological process (GO): mRNA splicing, via spliceosome
Cellular component (GO): U1 snRNP; catalytic step 2 spliceosome
Molecular function (GO): RNA binding
Source: RefSeq, a predicted model, not a curated record